AUGCCUGCAUACCAUUCCAUCUUCCUGGAGGACCAAGGUGUUGCCGUGAUAGAGUCAUCCACAUAUACUUACUCCGCUGCGCUCACAGGCAAUUUCCCGCUCCUCCCCCUCCGCACCCGCACACGCGGCCCCGCAUACACUCUCCCCGCGCUUCCGCCCUCGACGUCCGACGUCGAUGUUGACCCCGAUAGCGAGUCGUACGACUGUGUCGAUGAGAUCCUCUCUCUUUUCCGUGCCAAUGCCUUCUUCCGCAACUUCGAGAUCAAGGGGCCCGCCGACCGCAUGCUGAUCUACGGUAUCCUGUUCGUCAGCGAGUGCCUGAGCAAGGUGAAGCCGGGCAUGACAGCCAGAGAGGCAGAGAAGGCUCUGAUCAAUGCUGCUCUCGACCAAUUCGCGAUUCCCGGUGACGUGUCUUUCCCCCUGAACCAGGCCUUUGAGCCUCCCCGCGAUCGCCAAGACGCAGAAACGCUCAGACAGUACAUCUCCCAAGUGCGACAAGAGAUUGCUGUUCGAUUGCAUGCGAGAUUAUACCCGGGCGGUGUGGGUCCGUCCAAGUGGUGGCUAAGCUUUGCCAAGCGGAAGUUCAUGGGAAAGAGUCUGUAA
This is a messenger RNA of Paecilomyces variotii, 603 nucleotides long. RefSeq names its product putative ARP2/3 complex subunit Arc18. Gene Ontology annotation, molecular function: actin filament binding. The coding region runs from base 1 to 603 and encodes 200 amino acids. Gene Ontology annotation, cellular component: cytoskeleton; Arp2/3 protein complex. Gene Ontology annotation, biological process: regulation of actin filament polymerization; Arp2/3 complex-mediated actin nucleation. Lineage: Eukaryota; Fungi; Ascomycota; Eurotiomycetes; Eurotiales; Thermoascaceae. The record is from RefSeq and is a predicted model, not a curated record. The transcript has 6 exons.